This is a messenger RNA of Salvia miltiorrhiza (redroot sage), 1510 nucleotides long. RefSeq lists its product as uncharacterized. The record is from RefSeq and is a predicted model, not a curated record. The transcript is spliced from 10 exons. The coding region runs from base 63 to 1121 and encodes 352 amino acids. NCBI's taxonomy places the organism in Eukaryota, Viridiplantae, Streptophyta, Magnoliopsida, Lamiales, Lamiaceae.
UCGACUCAAAACCCUAAUUAAACCUCAAGAAUUUACUGCAAGGCCAACUGUGAGAAAGAGAGAUGGGGAAGAAGGAGAAGAAGAGAGAGGGAGCUGAAAACAUGGAGGCCUUGGGGAACGGCGGUCUCGAAUCUAACGAAAAGCGUUCAAAAAAGAAGAGGAAAAACAUAGACAAAGUUGAACAACAGCAAAACGACGACGUGCCGUCGACAACUGAGAUAUCCACCGUCACCAUUGCUCUUCCCGGCUCCAUAAUCAAUAAUACUCAAUCCCUCGAACUCGCUACUCGUUUGGCUGGGCAGGUUGCGCGUGCUGCAGCGAUCUUCCGAAUUGACGAGGUGGUUGUAUUUGAUAGCAAGAAUACAUCGGAGGAUGCUUCGACUGAAAUAAUGGACAAUGAUUCGGGCGAGAAUGAGAGUGGUGCAGCUUUCCUUAUGAGAAUCUUGAGGUACCUAGAGACGCCACAGUAUCUGAGGAAGAGCCUUUUCCCGAUGCAUAGCAGUUUAAGAGUCGUGGGUUUAUUGCCCCCUCUUGACGCCCCACAUCAUUUGCGCAAGCACGAAUGGGCUCAGUACAGGGAAGGUAUUGCACGAGAAAAACUAGAUCAAGGGACGCUUGUUGAUGUGGGUCUCAGCAAGAAUAUCAAGGUCGAUCAAGUUCUCGAACCUGGAACGAGAGUAACGGUAGAGAUGGGAACGAACCGUAACUUGGAUGCAGGUCCUCGGAAAAUCGUCCCUUCUUCAAGGCCUCGAGACGAAGGAAUGUAUUGGGGAUAUAAAGUGCGAUAUGCUCCAAACAUUAGUUCCGUGUUCAAGAAUUGCCCGUAUCAGGGAGGAUAUGAUCAUCGGAUCGGUACCUCCGAACACGGGCUGAUUAUUAAUUCUUCGGAGCUUACUCUACCCUCGUUCAAGCACCUUCUGAUCGCCUUUGGUGGGCUUGCCGGACUGGAAGAGUGCGUUGAAGAAGACAUAGUUUUGAAGGGCAAAACUGUGAAUGACAUUUUCGACUCCUAUCUAAAUACUUGUCCUCAUCAAGGAAGUCGAACUAUCCGGACAGAGGAAGCAAUUCUUAUCUCACUCCAGUAUUUUCAAGAGCCGAUAAGCCGUGUUUUGAAGAAAUAGCAACGGUAUUGCUCGUCGGAAACAGGAAGCAUUUCUUAUCUCGCUCCAGUAUUUUCAAGAGCCGAUAAGCCGUGUUUCGCAAAAAUAGCAACGGUGAACUUAAGCCUGCAAAGUGGGGUCUCGUCUCGUGUAGGUGCGCACGAGGCAUCUCGAUCGAGUCACGGUCGGACCGGACGAACUCGAACUCAUGAAUAUUUUACAACAAAAUUUGAAGUGAGUGUCUUACUUCGCAAAUUUUUAGAGCGUUGUAUCUAGUUGAACGCAUUUUGAUAAACAUGUGUAAUUUACAAUUAUAUACUCCCUCAGUCCCAUUAGUAAUGUCUCAGUUACUAUACUAGUAAUGUCUCUUAUUUUUUUUAGUAAAAAAUAAUUAUUUAAAAUAUUAUUAA